AUGUGGGUGUAUUUUUUUCCUUUGCACAUUCACUUCGAUUUUUUUUUUUUUUUCUUUUGUGCUUCCAAUUAUGUGCCCCUCUCAAGACGGUGGGGUGGACGAUUUGUAGAAAACAACAACAACAACAACAAAAAACAAAAAAGAGGAAAACAAAUUGGGCUAUUAGUUUUUGCAAAGAUGGUGCUAGCGACUAUUCGCGUGCUGGUCUGUGGAGCAGAAUUUCAUCGAGUGGAGUCAGCGCUUGGAAGUUCCGUAGAGAAUACCAACUUUGCAUGGAAUCGGCGUUACGAAAUAUCGUGUACUUCUUCGACUGGUGUGUCCGAAGCUGACGGUCGGCUGCUGUCCAUGUGCCACCUGGUUGUUCUUACACGAGGAGCCAGCCCACCCCUGGAGGUUAAAAGUUAUUGUGGCAAACCCACCGUAUCACUGGAGAGCGCUCCAGAGGGUGUUGUGGGUAUGCUGAGGAAUUGUGACUUUUACUAUGGUGUGCACGCUUUGGAAAAGCUGCGCUCACUAGUUGUGGAUAUAGGCCUUUCCCCACCACAUGUUAUUUGGGACGGCGUGCUGCGUACGUUUACAAGAAAUGGCGAAUUAUCCAUUCGCCGCGCGUUUUGGCUUCUCGAUAAAGAUGGUGAUGGAGUGUUGAAUGAGGAGGAACUUCUUGCAUGGCAGCGUUCUGUGACAUCAGCCUGCUUUUCAAAAAGUGAUCUUGCUGAAUUGUGUACCCAUUGUUCCUUGAACAAUUUUCCUCCGUCGAUCAAUGGUGAGACCUUUAUGAAGAUGCAGGAGAAUUUCUUGAUGAAUGGUGACGCCAAGAAAGUGUGGGCAACACUUCAUUUAACGGGGGUUUGUCCGGAUGGACUGCCAUAUUCAUGGAGGGAUAUCCACGCGGUUCGUGUGAGCAAAGAGAGCAACACAUAUCUUUCUCAUACCGCCAUUCAGUUCUUUCGGAAUUUGUACAAGCUUCGCCGCUUUUCUGACCUUAACAAUAUGUGGGAUGUUACCCCUGGAUGCCCCUGGAAGCAUGUACAUGGUUUCCUUACGACAGAAAUUCCAUUGGAUAGGUUUAUCGAAUACUGGAAGUAUAUGGCGUUGACAAAUCGGAGUGUGGUUGUGCAGUAUGCUAGAUAUUGGGGUUAUAAGGGGGACACGAUUCUUUUAUUCUUGUUGCGUCAUGCACGUCCUUACCGUGAAGUGGGUGAGGCGGUGCCGAACACAAUUCAAGUUCUGGUGGUUGGUUCCGCCGGAUGUGGACGGAGAAGUCUCAUGUUUACACUGACGGCGUUAGAUGAGGAGGUGUACAAGGAAGAUACGAGUGCAUCGCAAGAAAUGUACGUCCGAACCACGACAUUCCCUGUUAGGCAUGGCGAGGGGGAAGCACUACAGACUGUUGUGUACGUCACAGUGCCCAUUGAAAACCUUACAAAAGUAUUAGAGGACGACACGCUAGAGAAGCAGCUGGACGUGGUAAUUCUCUGUUACGAUGGAAGUCAUAUCGAGGAAACUACACUGCCUAUUAUGCGUGCAUAUCUUGAGGCCAAGGCGUUACCGUUGCGUUGUCGUAAUUUGCCCUUUGUGGUUGUCAUGACGAAGGCGGAGGCCUCGGCGUCAACGGAGGCUCCCACAAAUGAGAGUCAGGUGAUGGAGCGCUUUUGCCGGGAGCAUCAAUUAUUAUGGCCGCCUGUUGUGACAAGUGUUGAGACUCCUGAGGAAUCUGAUAUCGCUGCCCUUAACGAAUACAUGUAUGCAGUAGCCAAGGAACCCGAAAUUGCCGUGGGAAAUGCACCCUUAACUCUCCAGCGGAUAUUGAGACGCGUUGCAAUUGUGACUUUUUUUGCUCUUGCCGUGGGAAGCGUCACGCGCUAUUUUUUUCGACGGAUGCGUGGGAGACGUCAAUAG
This is a messenger RNA of Trypanosoma cruzi, 1899 nucleotides long. RefSeq lists its product as uncharacterized. The coding region runs from base 1 to 1899 and encodes 632 amino acids. NCBI's taxonomy places the organism in Eukaryota, Euglenozoa, Kinetoplastea, Trypanosomatida, Trypanosomatidae. The transcript has a single exon. The record is from RefSeq and is a predicted model, not a curated record. Gene Ontology annotation, molecular function: calcium ion binding.